Molecule: messenger RNA, 921 nt
Organism: Filobasidium floriforme
Lineage: Eukaryota; Fungi; Basidiomycota; Tremellomycetes; Filobasidiales; Filobasidiaceae
Exons: 1
Coding region: 1-921 (306 amino acids)
Source: RefSeq, a predicted model, not a curated record
AUGGACUCUCAAGAAUACCAAGCGGAACAAACGCGAAUGUGGCUCGCAUUGAGACGUGAGAAGGAGGAGGACGAUGCGUCGCGGGCCGAGUUGUCUUUGGAGCAGGUCAGACAACUCCUCUCUAUGGCAGGUACUGAACGUUCGAAUUCUUGGGCCGAAGAUACCAUCAGAACCGCUUUGUCGAUGAACACUCACAAUGAUGACUCGUGGAUUUCGCCACUCACGGAGGAAUUGACCAAGUGGUACUCCAUUCACGACAUGGACGCCGGGACGAUUGUGGAUUUAGCAUCCGCCAAUGCCAAAUUCCUUUCUCUCGGGCUACUUCUGGACAUGGAUGGCGAGGCUGGGUUGAGUAGACCUCCGAGUACCACCUUGGCAUGCUGGCUAGCGGAAGAAUUACAGGAAAACGAGGCUAGGAAUCAUAGACCUCCCAGUACUACCGCAGAACUCUCGCUAGCUGAAGAGCGGCGCCUAAAGCGUGGGUCGCGUGAAGAGCGCCGGGAGUGCGCCAUCCGAGAAUCCCUGGCCUCAUCACUAUUACGCGCACUGGAGGUCAAAGAGGGUCAGCAGUACGGUACCACCUGGGGCAUCGAGGAGAGACUUGAGUCUCGAAAGCGAUUUGUCUGCAGUCUGACGACUGCGUGUGGUAGCCUGCGGACCGAUGCGAACGAUGAGACCACAGAUGAAAACGGCCUGCCGGCGGGGUUCCUUGACCUUGCCACCGAGAUGUCGAUAGUCUUCGAAAAGGCCGGUGUACGUUGUGAUCAGAUUUUCACUGACGAAUGGGACGCCAAGACGAUCGCUCGAAUAAUGAAGAUGAAUCUGAAAGGAGAGUGGAGUGUAGAUGAUUCUGAAGAUUCAGACGGGACCUCCUUACCAUCUGCAGCCGAGGAAAUCCUCGGCGAGAUUGCAGAGCAUUAG